Molecule: messenger RNA, 2749 nt
Organism: Peromyscus leucopus (white-footed mouse)
Lineage: Eukaryota; Metazoa; Chordata; Mammalia; Rodentia; Cricetidae
Gene: Trim8
Product: tripartite motif containing 8
Exons: 6
Coding region: 148-1803 (551 amino acids)
Source: RefSeq, a predicted model, not a curated record
GGCACGCGGAAGGCGCUGGUGACUGAGCGACUGGCGGGGCCGGCGGGGACCGGAGCUCCGGGCUCGGUGGGUCCCCAGCUGCACCGGACGGAUCCCCAGGGGUGGGCAGUUAGGGAGGUCUACUCGGGCCCCCUGCCCGCACCCGCCAUGGCGGAGAAUUGGAAGAACUGCUUUGAGGAGGAGCUCAUCUGCCCCAUCUGCCUGCACGUCUUCGUGGAACCGGUGCAGCUGCCGUGCAAGCAUAACUUCUGCCGGGGCUGCAUCGGCGAGGCUUGGGCCAAGGACAGUGGCCUGGUGCGCUGCCCGGAGUGCAACCAGGCCUACAAUCAGAAGCCGGGCCUGGAGAAGAACCUGAAGCUCACCAACAUCGUGGAGAAGUUCAACGCCCUGCACGUGGAGAAGCCGCCGACGGCACUGCACUGCGUGUUCUGUCGCCGCGGCCCCCCGCUGCCGGCGCAGAAGGUCUGCCUGCGCUGCGAGGCUCCCUGCUGCCAGUCCCACGUGCAGACGCACCUGCAGCAGCCCUCCACCGCCCGCGGGCACCUCCUGGUGGAGGCGGACGACGUGCGGGCCUGGAGCUGCCCGCAGCACAACGCCUACCGCCUGUACCACUGCGAGGCCGAGCAGGUGGCGGUGUGCCAGUACUGCUGCUACUACAGCGGCGCGCAUCAGGGACACUCGGUGUGCGACGUGGAGAUCCGGAGGAAUGAGAUACGGAAGAUGCUGAUGAAGCAGCAGGAGCGGCUGGAGGAGCGAGAGCAGGACAUCGAGGACCAGCUCUACAAGCUCGAGUCAGACAAGCGCCUGGUGGAGGAGAAGGUGAGCCAGCUGAAGGAAGAGGUGCGGCUGCAGUUUGAAAAGCUUCACCAGCUGCUGGACGAGGACUUGCGGCAAACAGUAGAGGUCCUGGACAAGGCGCAAGCCAAGUUCUGCAGCGAGAACGCGGCGCAGGCGCUGCACCUUGGGGAACGCAUGCAGGAGGCCAAGAAGUUGCUGGGCUCCCUGCAGCUUCUCUUCGAUAAGACAGAAGAUGUCAGCUUCAUGAAGAACACCAAGUCUGUGAAGAUCCUAAUGGACAGGACCCAGACCUGCACGGGCAGCAGCCUUUCUCCCCCUAAGAUCGGCCACCUGAACUCCAAGCUCUUCCUGAACGAGGUGGCCAAGAAGGAGAAGCAGCUGCGGAAGAUGCUGGAAGGUUCCUUCAGCACGCCGGUGCCCUUCCUACAGAGCGUCCCCCUGUACCCUUGUGGUGUGAACAGCUCUGGGGCAGAAAAGCGCAAGCACUCGACAGCCUUCCCGGAGGCCAGCUUCCUUGAGACGUCAUCCGGCCCUGUGGGCAGCCAGUAUGGGGCGGCGGGCACAGGCAGCGGCGAGGGCCAGUCUGGGCAACCCCUGGGGCCCUGCAGCUCCACACAGCACUUGGUGGCCCUGCCAGGUGGUGCCCAACCAGUACACUCGAGUCCUGUGUUUCCCCCAUCGCAGUACCCCAAUGGUUCCGCCACCCAGCAGCCCAUGCUUCCCCAAUAUGGCGGCCGCAAGAUUCUCGUCUGUUCCGUGGACAACUGUUACUGUUCUUCCGUGGCCAACCAUGGUGGCCACCAGCCGUACCCCCGAUCCGGCCACUUCCCUUGGACAGUGCCCUCACAGGAGUACUCACACCCACUUCCACCCACACCCUCCGUCCCUCAGUCCCUCCCUGGCCUGGCAGUCAGAGACUGGCUCGACGCUUCCCAGCAGCCUGGCCACCAGGAUUUCUACAGGGUGUAUGGGCAGCCGUCCACCAAACACUAUGUGACAAGCUAACGCCAAGCAGACAGUGGACGCUGGGGACCCUCCCCCAGCCCCGGUGGCUCGGGAGUUAUGCAUCCAGAGACCUGCCCUUCUCUCUACCCUCCUCCCCGUCCUCCAGUCCUCCAGGUCUUUUCCUUUUGGAUUUUGUUUUAUUUAGGGCCUUUUGUUUGGAUUUUUUUUUUAUGCAUCUCCUGGAUGAGGAGGUGAUAGUGGGAGCUGGCCUGGGUAGGGGCUGCAGGUGGCCCUGGAGGUGGGCAGUGCCUCAAGGCGCUGAGCUCUCUCUCUCCCUCCCCCCCUUCUCUCUCAUUCUUUUUUAAAUCCCACUCCCUCCCCUUCACACCCCCCAUGGCUGGGAGAAGCCUUGGGGUACCCACUCUCCUCACUUACCCUGGGAGAUGGCCCAGUGCCCACUGGCCUGUUUCUCCUCCAAUUUUUCUUCUGGACAGGUUGAUCACUGAUGGAGUAAAGAAUGACCUAUAGAUUGUGGAGGGUUUUUCUGUUUUGUUUUUUAAUUUUUUUAAACCAAGAAUGAUUUCUUCUGCCUCCUCACCAUCUUCCCAGACGGAGUUCAAGGCCACAUCUCAAGCAGCUUUUGGCACCUUCAGCCUGAGUGGAACCUUUCAAAGCCAGGAGCCCCAAGUCCAGGAACGUUGAAAAAAGAACUUUGCCAAUGAUAGUGACCACAGCGAAAGCAAAUAAUAAUAAUAUUAAUAAUAAUAAAGAGAAAUAAAAGAAAUAAUGAAUAAAACAGCACAGCCCUUAUUGGGGUCAGUGGAGGAGGGCGGCCCAGAUUUGGGUCCUACCUGGAUUUUGAUAGCGCUCCUUCCUAUAGUGAGCACCUUGUAUGAAUCUUGGACUUCUGUUCUCAAGAGACAGGUAUUUAUUCUGUAAUCUGUCUAGAGCACACACACACUGAAAUCCAACCUUCUAAUAAACAUGAUGGCGCAGCCCUGCCCUG